Messenger RNA from Drosophila subobscura, 3332 nucleotides. RefSeq names its product guanine nucleotide-binding protein subunit beta-1 (gene Gbeta13F). Gene Ontology annotation, molecular function: protein binding; signaling receptor complex adaptor activity. The coding region runs from base 953 to 1975 and encodes 340 amino acids. The record is from RefSeq and is a predicted model, not a curated record. Gene Ontology annotation, cellular component: heterotrimeric G-protein complex; cytoplasm. The transcript is spliced from 3 exons. Gene Ontology annotation, biological process: G protein-coupled receptor signaling pathway. NCBI's taxonomy places the organism in Eukaryota, Metazoa, Arthropoda, Insecta, Diptera, Drosophilidae.
UUCUAGGUGUUGGCUGCCAAUUGUAGAGUGCAAAUGAAAAGUUACGGAUUGGUGUCUUCGUUGACUAAAAUUUUCACUUGUUAAUACUUGUCUAAUUAAAGCUAUCUGUUGAGGAUAGUUAACACAUUUUGUUAAGUGUAAAACCAGAUUUUAAGUUGAACAGCCAAAAGAAGCAGGCUACCUAAAAAAUAGGCAACAGAAAGGAAAAUUUUCAUUAUCUUGCUGCAAACAAGAACAUUUUUAAAAGAUAAAUCCAUUUUGAGUCAAAAAUCCGUUACGCUAAACCUUAACAACAAAAAACCGGACAUUUUAGUGAUUUUAACAGUGUGGAACAAGUGUGUGUCGCUUAAGCUGCCAUCAAUAAAAAUAUAUUUCGAACAAAUAGAAAAACAACCGAAAACCAAUUGUGCAGCAGACACACAAGUAAAGUGUACGAAACCAAUAAUAAUAAACUGAAAUCAGUUUUGUCGCCAGUCUAUGGAAUCUCAAUAACAAAAAAAAAAUCAUUCAAGAUAAUAGAGAUAUGAUAGAAAAAUAUAUUUCUUAGCAGCGAUCUUUUUACACUAUACGCACCACAGUUCGAUAUAAAUGUGGUAAUAUUUUAAGUUUUCAGAGUUUCGAUAAACAAACGACAUCGUUUUACGAAAAGGAUUCAAAGAACAAAAUGUGUGUAUAGUGCAUGAAAAAAAGAGCCACACGACACCAAUAAGGAUUGUCUAUUGACACUUAAUCCAUGGUCAGCUACUAGGACGUGAAAAAAAGCAAAUUCCAAAAGAUUGUCAACGCCGCAAGGAUCUGCUAAUUCAUAGGACGAUACUAACUCGCUUCACAAGAAUCACAACUUCCGCCACCCCAGCAUAACUAAAGAGCCUUCGCCGAGUACAUACAUCGGGAAAGACGUGCAUAAAAGAUUCAAAAACAACAGAAAAAAUAAUCAGCUUAGCGAUAAAAGAUGAAUGAACUGGACAGUCUUAGGCAAGAAGCCGAAUCCCUUAAAAAUGCUAUACGGGAUGCUCGCAAGGCCGCCUGUGACACAUCCUUGUUGCAGGCAGCUGCCUCUCUGGAACCUAUCGGACGCAUACAAAUGCGCACCCGACGCACGUUGCGUGGCCAUUUGGCGAAAAUUUACGCGAUGCAUUGGGGCAACGACUCCAGAAACCUUGUAUCAGCUUCACAGGAUGGCAAGCUAAUUGUUUGGGACUCGCACACCACGAAUAAAGUGCACGCCAUUCCACUGCGAUCUUCGUGGGUUAUGACCUGCGCGUACGCUCCAUCGGGCAGCUAUGUUGCUUGCGGUGGUCUCGACAACAUGUGUUCAAUUUACAACUUAAAGACGCGCGAGGGUAAUGUCCGUGUGUCCCGAGAGCUUCCGGGUCAUGGUGGCUAUCUAUCAUGCUGCCGCUUCCUGGACGACAAUCAAAUCGUUACCAGCUCAGGUGAUAUGUCAUGUGGCCUUUGGGAUAUCGAGACUGGCCUGCAAGUUACUUCAUUCCUGGGCCACACAGGAGAUGUUAUGGCUCUUUCACUAGCUCCGCAAUGUAAAACCUUCGUUUCUGGCGCAUGCGACGCUUCUGCUAAGCUGUGGGAUAUUCGGGAGGGUGUUUGUAAACAAACAUUUCCAGGCCACGAAUCUGAUAUCAACGCAGUAACCUUUUUCCCGAAUGGACAAGCGUUUGCAACCGGAUCGGAUGAUGCAACCUGUCGCCUAUUUGACAUACGCGCCGAUCAGGAGCUUGCUAUGUACUCUCAUGACAACAUUAUUUGUGGCAUUACCUCUGUGGCGUUUUCGAAGAGCGGCCGCCUGUUAUUGGCGGGAUAUGACGACUUCAACUGCAAUGUGUGGGACACGAUGAAAGCUGAACGGUCUGGUAUUCUUGCCGGCCACGAUAACCGUGUAUCAUGUUUGGGAGUCACUGAAAAUGGCAUGGCUGUGGCAACUGGAUCGUGGGAUUCCUUCUUGCGUGUAUGGAACUAAGCGAGAUUAAAAAUUCAUUAUUGGGUGGGGUGGGGUCAACGGUUGCGCAGUCAGCGGUUAGUGGUACACCAUCUGCAUUGUGAUCUGAUGUACAUGCUUUGGUGUAACCUCCCUGUGCUUAAUUUAUAAUGAGUGUCUGCAGGUUUUGAAAAAGUGGGCGCAGCGACGUUGACUAGAAUGUAGACCACAACAACAAAGAACUUUAUAUACAACAUUAUUUAUAUUGCUAUAUACUUAUUAACUUAAAUUAUACAACAAACCAAAACGCAACAUACAAAUAGACAUACACACGCAUACAAGAAUAUUAUUAGUGUAAAUUCAAAACAGAAUAUAAUGAAGGCCCGGCCCCGCUGAUAGUCAAUCAGAAAGUUGUUUUGUCAGAAUUCGGGUUACAGUUACGGUUUAAAACGUACAUACAUACGUACAGAAAAAUUACUUCAUGUCUUAUUUAUUGAGUGGACGAGUGCACGACCAGGAGUACAACACCAUGACGCAUUAGUCGUUUGCACAUUGAAACAACUACAGUAUCAUUGAAGGAAUGUAUGACUUCAAACAAGAAAUGCAAUUUUUCGCGUAUAAACAUAACUUCAGAAAGUAAAUCCUGAUGAAGUGAAGUCAAAUAAAGUUAAAGCAUUUACAAAAUAAAAAAAUCACAGCAAAAACUAAAAGUAUAUUAAAAUUAUUGCGUAAAAAACUUUAAAAAUCAAGUAAUGAAAAAAGUAAACAACACUUUAUAACAAAAAUUUUCUUAUUAUGAUUAAGUCCUUAAUUUAUAUACAAAAAACAAAAAAUAAUGAUUUAAAUAACAUACUUAUGUAUUAGUGAACAACUAUUUACAUAUAAUACGAUGGCCAUAUAAGCUACAACAAUAAAUUGAAAAACCACUUUAAAUCCUACAAUACAUAAACGAUUCAUAAAUGUUUAACAAAAUCUUAACAUACAUACAUACAUACAUAUGCAUACAUAGAAUAGCGGAAGUAAUGGGUGGAGAAGUAAAAUACAAAACAUAAAUUUUGCAAUAACAGCGCUUGAAAGUAAUAGAUACAUACUAAAUUUAAUAGAAACAACAAUUCGGUUCCAUUGUUUUCCCCCAUAUGUUACUAGGUUUUUCAGUGUGUUUGAAUUUCUUUUAUUGUUAUCUGCAAGAAAAGACUUUCUUCAUACAAAUAUUUAUCAUUUACUGUUUUUAUAUGUUUGUUUGUUGUCUUUUUUUACAGCAGUAUAACCCAUAUCCAUGCGUCAUGCGUCACGGUUAGACUUUUUCCUUAGCAUUUUCGAAUUUUUUGAAGCUCUUUUCGUAUACUUGCAGAUACAGAGUUUAACAUACUGCUAUUCCACUUAUUCAGUAUGCAUGGAU